CUCGCGCGGAGCUACACAUAUUCUCUGGCGGCGCGAGCACCGAUGCUGCAGCAGCUCGCGGCGCUCGCGCUUGCAUUCGCCCAAGUGGCGCCGCAGGCGCGGGCGCCCGCGACCGCCACUCGGCUAGCCGCGUCGCCGCGGCUCGUGGCGGCCGCGCCGCCGCGCGCGAGCGCCAGCAGCAGCAGCGGCCGGCAGCAGCAGCCUGCCGCAGAGGCGCCGGGCAGGCCCGACGGGCGGCCGUACGAGGUGGUGAUCGCCGGAGGCGGCAUCGGCGGCCUCUGCACCGCGCUCGUGCUCCAGAAUCUGGGUUGUCGCGUGCGCGUCUUUGAGAAGACGUCGCGCUACCGCCCGUUUGGCGGGCCGAUCCAGAUCGCGUCCAACGCGGCCGAGUCGAUCCGGCGGAUCGACGAGGCGACGUACGAGAAGAUCCUCGCGCGCGCCACGGUCAUCGGCGACCGCACCAACGGACUCAAGGACGGCAAGUCGAAUGAGUGGUUUGCGACGUUCGACCUCGACUCGCCCGCGCGGCGGCGAGGGCAGGUCUCGUCUGUCGUGAUAGACCGGCCCGUCCUGCAGGAGAUCCUGCUCCAAAAGGUGCGAAACACGGUGACCAAGGGGGCGGAGGUGGUGGGGUGCAGGGAGGUCGGCGACCGCGUCCUCGUCGAGCUCUCCAGCGGGGAGACGCACGAGGCCGACCUCCUCAUCGGAUCCGACGGCAUCAAGUCGCGGGUCCGUGACGUCUUCGACCCGGGCAGGCGCGCCCCCGUCUGGAGCGGCUACACCUGCGUGGCCGGCAUGGCCUACUGCCGCCCGGACGACAUCGAGGAGGUCGGCUACAAGGUCUGGGUCGGCAGCCAAAAGUAUUUU
Messenger RNA from Emiliania huxleyi CCMP1516, 867 nucleotides. RefSeq lists its product as hypothetical. Gene Ontology annotation, molecular function: FAD binding. The annotation marks the transcript as partial. Lineage: Eukaryota; Haptophyta; Isochrysidales; Noelaerhabdaceae. The record is from RefSeq and is a predicted model, not a curated record. The transcript has 3 exons.